Molecule: messenger RNA, 945 nt
Organism: Corticium candelabrum
Lineage: Eukaryota; Metazoa; Porifera; Homoscleromorpha; Homosclerophorida; Plakinidae
Exons: 4
Coding region: 151-858 (235 amino acids)
Source: RefSeq, a predicted model, not a curated record
AACGAAACUAAUGUCUCUGUUGCGAUCGGCACGGUUGCCGCAACCUACAACGGCACAGAAGUUUUUAAUAAUGUCCUCCAGCACGUGCGCACGAGAGUAGGUUUACGCCUACUUCAACCGGUUAUUAUUUUGCAGUUUUCGCUCGUGACAAUGGCUCGGUCAAGUGGCACAGCAUCGUGUGACAUCAGCCCGCGGAGUGACGAGAGUGCAUGCGUUGUUUGUAGCAAGGAGUCGUACUCUUAUUUUACGUGCGGUCUCAGACGUGCAAAAAGCGGUAAAAAGUGCACGUUUUGUAAACACGUGGUGUGCAGCAACAAAGGAUGCUCGACGAAAGGAAAGCAUCCGAAAGGAAGGCAAUCUUCGGAUCGAAGCUGCAGUUACUGCCGUGAUUUCCUCCUUUCGCCUUUGAACGAUGGAGAAAAGAUGGUGGAAGGAAUUUUUGACAAGAGAGAAGGGCGACAUAACGAAAUAACCAGCACAUUUAUGGUUUGCAUGAAAAGAGACACGGCGAUACCAGAAGCAACAGUUUACUGGCAAAUGCAAGCUGCACAAACAGAAAACUACCCGAAUUCUCUAGAAGAAUACGGAAAUUUUUUGCUCAUAUCGAAUGUGGAUAGCAUAUUGUUUACGAAACAUACCGGCACUUCGAAAGAAGAGAAAUUCUCUGUAACUUUUAAACUCAGCGGUGACGACGGUCGUAUCGUGAGUUACAUAUUCGAAACGCAAGAUGAAGAGCUGUUUCAGGGGUGGCAAAGAGCUUUGAAAGCUGCGUACCAUGUGAUAAAACGACGACACGCUGAUAGUACAACGCCCUUGAUUCAAGGAAGUAGCGCUGACGGAGGACACGAUAUUCAGUGAGCCAACUUGUCGACUCGUACGUCUACAUUUCUUUAGUGUCUGCAUGGAAAUUGCCGAUGAAUUAUUAUAGUCAAAUAGUACAAAAAG